AUGUAUGAAUACAUAGACAGCAUGGUGACAAGUAGAAACACCUUCUUCAUCGAGGAGAUUAGCGGAGUCCUCAUGCGUGCUAUGCAAGAGAACAAAGAGAACAAGAACAACAAGGCAGAAAUGGACAAAAUGAAGAGACUGGUUGAUAAAUUACAACAAGCAUCAGAUCGCUUGGAGCAAGAAAACAGUCAACUUCAGACAAAAUUGGCAGAUUACAAUAAACUGAAACUGGAUGUUCAGCAUUUACUGCAUGAAAAGAAUAAUCUUCUACAAAUUAAUGCGGAAACCAGUAGAAUGUGUCUUACAUAUUCUCAAGAAAGUAAGAGGAUGGAAGACAGAUGUCGCCAGGCCAUGAUUGAAAGAGACAAAGCUGUAAGACAGUGUCGGCAGUAUGAGCUGCGCAUUGAACAGUGCGAAGGUCAGUACAAGCAGGCUAACCGUUUAACACAGGUUCUUCAGGAUCAGCUGGACAAGGAAAGCAAAGAGAGGCUGGAUGAGAUAAAGAUAGAAAAUGAUGGGUUAAGGAGACAGUUGGACCAGAUGAAAAGACAGGUCAUGCACAGCGUGGCUCCGUCCGUCUCCGAGAACUACAGCCCAAUGGAGAUGGAGCUGGAGAUCCUUCGUGAGCAGGUGCGAGAUCUGGAACAAGCCAACGAAACAUACGGACAGGAGCUAAUGACAGCAAGACAGGCACAACAUGAUGCUGCUAAAGACAAACUCAAAUUAUGUGAGGAGAAUGACAAGUAUUUGAUCAAAGUGAAUCAGCUGCUGAAGGAAGUGGACCAGACCAAGCAGCAGCGGGAAGAGUACUGGGGCCAGCUCCAGCAGAUUAGGGCAGAAAGGGAUGAGAAUACAUAG
This is a messenger RNA of Lingula anatina, 858 nucleotides long. RefSeq names its product caspase recruitment domain-containing protein 11-like. NCBI's taxonomy places the organism in Eukaryota, Metazoa, Brachiopoda, Lingulata, Lingulida, Lingulidae. The record is from RefSeq and is a predicted model, not a curated record. Gene Ontology annotation, biological process: regulation of apoptotic process; mitotic chromosome condensation. Gene Ontology annotation, molecular function: chromatin binding. Gene Ontology annotation, cellular component: condensed chromosome; chromatin; condensin complex.